AUCAAACAAUUAAGCCCACUUGCUCAAUCACCUCAAGCAGCUCGUGACUAGGGCUCCCCUUCCCCUCGUACGCUCCUGACGACAGACUUCGACACGUUGCCUCAGCCGGAGUCGCCCGGAGUGUGUCAGACUCGUUCCCACCAUCGGCAUCGACGGCGGCAUUGCAUAAAUAUUCGACUCUUACUAAACCCAAUUGAAGUUAAAUAUUUUCCGUGAACAUCACCAUGUCAAACCGAGAAGUCGUUAUUGUCUCUGCUGUGAGGACACCCAUUGGAUCAUUCUGUGGAUCUCUAUCGUCUCUCAAAGCUUCGGACUUGGGGAGCAUUGUGAUCAAAGAGAGUCUUCAGAGAGCGACAUUAGAUCCGUGUCAUGUGUCGGAGGUCGUCCUGGGACAGGUCCUGACAGCAGGCCAGGGACAGAACCCAGCACGUCAAGCUGCGAUAAAGGCUGGACUACCGACAUCGGUCCCUGCUUACGUAAUAAAUAUGAUAUGCGGGUCAGGACUGAAAGCAGUGACAAACGCAUAUCUCGCCAUAAAAUCUGGUGAGCAGGAGGUGGUGGUGGCUGGAGGUCAAGAAAGCAUGAGCCAAGCACCUCAUGCCAUUAACAUGAGAAAUGGUGUUAGAAUGGGAGAUGGAGCUCUGAUUGACACAAUGAUUCUUGAUGGACUGACUGAUGCUUUCAGUAGUGUACACAUGGGGGUCACAGCUGAAAAUGUAGCAAAAAAAUUUGAAAUAGAUAGAAAGGAGCAGGACGAGUACGCAGUGAAAUCCCAACAACGAGCAGGAGCUGCCAUAGCUGCUGGUUAUUUCAAGAAGGAAAUUGUUCCAGUUACAGUUCCCUCGCGGAAAGAGCCGAUCAUUGUAUCCACUGACGAGUUCCCUAAGCCUUCUACGACAGUAGAAACUCUUGGGAAGUUGCGGACAAUAUUUUCUAAGACUGAAGGUACAGUAACAGCUGGGAAUGCCUCAGGAAUAAAUGAUGGUGCGGCAGCAGUAGUCCUGAUGCCAGCAGAAUCAGCUGCUGCGAGAGGAAUUCCAGCGUUGGCAAGAAUUGUAGCAAUAGCUGAGACCGGACUCGAGCCUGACAUCAUGGGGAUGGGACCUGUUUCAGCAGUUGAACUAGUCUUGAAAAAAGCCAAUUGGACGAAGGACGAGGUCGACCUCUACGAGCUAAACGAAGCAUUCGCAUCUCAGUCGCUGGCCUGCCUGAAAGAAUUAGGAUUGGAUCCAGAGAAAGUCAAUGUCAAUGGUGGAGCCAUUGCCUUGGGUCAUCCUAUUGGAGCCUCAGGUGCGAGGAUCCUGGUGACACUCAUUCAUUCGCUGGAGAGGACUGGAGGGAAAAGGGGAGUCGCCUCCUUAUGUAUUGGAGGAGGAAUGGGCAUUGCACUGGCUGUCGAAAGACAAUAAUGAGACUUGGGGAGUUUCUGCUAAAGUCUGAAGUCUCUCCUUUGGCUUGAUUUUUUACUAUUCAUCCAACUAUUUAUGAUUUCAUUAUAGUUCACUUUUGCGUCCACGAAUUUUCUUAUUGACAGGAACGAGUGUUCGAAUCCAAUCAAAACAGACACGAAGGCUCAAUAUACCGUAAAGCAUGAAUUGUUUAAAAAUCUCAGGAACUUUCCAUAUUGUGUAUUUUUAUACAAAUAACAAAUGAAUAAAGUCAAUGUUUUUUUACGAGGA
Molecule: messenger RNA, 1679 nt
Organism: Diachasmimorpha longicaudata
Lineage: Eukaryota; Metazoa; Arthropoda; Insecta; Hymenoptera; Braconidae
Gene: Acat2
Product: acetyl-CoA acetyltransferase
Exons: 7
Coding region: 225-1409 (394 amino acids)
Biological process (GO): fatty acid beta-oxidation
Cellular component (GO): mitochondrion
Molecular function (GO): acetyl-CoA C-acetyltransferase activity
Source: RefSeq, a predicted model, not a curated record